ACCUGUCCAUGGGGAUGAACAACAGUGUUACCUGUCCAAGUGGAUGAACAACAGUGUUACCUGUCCAUGGGGAUGAACAACAGUGUUACCUGUCCAUGUGGAUGAACAACAAUAUCUACCCUCCCAAGUGGAUAUACCUGACAGUAUUAACCGCCUAUUUGGAUCGAUAACUUUACUCAAAGGUUUUGAUGCUACCCUUCAGGACAAUGAAGCAAUACAGUCGCUAUUUUCUCGGAAUCGUCGUGGCCUGUGUGUUUGUGUACAUGUGUCUCUUCUUUGUUAAUCCGUCUACAUAUAAUGCCAACAGAGCUGUAUCACCAUUGGCGAAUACAUCCCUACACCUGAUUACCAAUAAAAUAGUAUCAGAGGCCAAGGUCGACAUCACUACUCAACUUCCGUCCACAAUUUUUCAACCUACUAAGCCUUCGUCAGCAAAGCCCAAUGUAACCCUCACAACCCCAAAGCCUACCCUGCCCAAGCCAGUGCCUAAACCUCUAAAGAAUGCCAACAGAGCUGUAUCACCAUUGGCGAAUACAUCCCUACACCUGAUUACCAAUAAAAUAGUAUCAGAGGCCAAGGUCGACAUCACUACUCAACUUCCGUCCACAACUCUUCAACCUACUAAGCCUUCGUCAGCAAAGCCCAAUGUAACCCUCACAACCCCAAAGCCUACCCUGCCCAAGCCAGUGCCUAAACCUCUAAAGCGGCCACCAUGCUAUGGAGGAAAAAUUCCCAAAGAUAAAUUUGAACUAUACAACACAUCUCAGCCGCUGGAGGUUACAGUUGUCACAGCCUAUUUCAACCUUGGACGAUUCCAAAAGGAUCUGGCAACUUUUUGACAAAAAUCUUUACAUGAAGUGGGCGAACGUAUACCAAUAUAUUAGAAGUCCUUUCGUGUUUUAUACAGAUUCAUCGGAUACUGCUGAAACAUUCAGAAAGAUGAGAGCAGGAUAUGAAAACAUUACAAAGAUUUUAUUGGUGGAUAGAAAGUCAGUGUGGGCCUUUAAUUAUGUAGAACGGAUUAAAGCAAUAUAUUCAA
Molecule: messenger RNA, 1039 nt
Organism: Haliotis rubra (blacklip abalone)
Lineage: Eukaryota; Metazoa; Mollusca; Gastropoda; Lepetellida; Haliotidae
Product: salivary glue protein Sgs-3-like
Exons: 5
Coding region: 189-839 (216 amino acids)
Source: RefSeq, a predicted model, not a curated record